AAGACAAUCCCACUCUCCGCCUGCUGCCUUUCCGCCCAAACUGAGUUGUGGCUCAACAGUCGGGUAGAAAAACGGCCUUGUUGUGGGCUGGACCGGUUCAUUGACCAACAUUACACUGCGGGUCACAGCGGAACAGAGGAACAACAGCUGCCAGUGAGAGAUUGAAUCCAGCAGUCACAAUGGCAGACAGCGGGAAGACUAAUGAGCCUGGAGCUGCAGCAGCAGAACCAUCAAAUGGAGACCAGCAGAAUGUUGUUUCCCGGGUGAGCAAUUUACCUUUGGUCAGUUCAGCUUGCGGGGUGGUUUCCAGCGCGUACAGUAGCACCAAAGACAGUGUGCCCUUGCUGAAGGGAGUGAUGGAUGCAGCAGAGAGUGGGGUCCGAACCCUGGGCGCAGCUGCCUCCACGGGGUCCAAGCCUCUUUUAGACAUUAUAGAACCACAACUUGCUACAGUAAAUGAGUAUGCCUUGAAAGGGCUGAAUAAGAUGGAGGAGAAGCUGCCUAUUCUUCACCAACCAGCAGAUAAGGUGGUGUCGGACACAGUAGGUAUGGUGUACCAGUCGGUGGCAGGGGCCAAAGAUGCUGUGAUGGGGGCUGUGAUGGGCGGAGUCGAGCUGACCCGGGCAGCAGUCAGCGGAGGUAUCAUCACCGCCAUGAACACCAGAAUGGGCCAGAUGGUCAGCAGUGGGAUGGGCCUGGCCCUGAGCCGAUCCGAGGACUGGGUUGACCAGAACCUACCCCUCACUGAGAGAGAGCUGGCUGAGAUGGCUGAACCUGCCACCGGUGUGUUGACUACCCUGUCUGCCAGCCCCAGCUACUUUGUCCGCUUGGGGAAACUCUCUGCCAAAGUACAGGAGCGAGCCCUACAGCAGUCCCUGGUCCGUGCUCGACAUGCCAGGGAUGCCACCUAUACUGCAGUGACUCAAAUUACCAGUACUCUGGACCUGCUAGAGAGUGCCCGCACCAGUCUGGGCACCACUAGUACCCAGAUAGGAGGAGCCUCAGAGCAGCUGCUGCAGCGCUGGACAGAGUGGAAGCAGGCUGGAGCUGGACAGACGGAGUCAGAACCAGAUGGGACCAGUGAUGAGGCUGAGCAGCUGGAAUGGCGGGUCCUUUCCAUGGUGCGUGGUCUUAGUGACCAGCUGAGGUCAGCGUGCGCCAAUGUGGUGUCAAGUGCUCAGGGUCUGCCAGGUGCAGUCCAGGACCAGCUGACCAGUGCAAGGCGAUCUGCUGAAGAACUGCACUCCUCUCUGGGGAACACCAGCACCAUCACACCCCUCCUUGUGGAGCGGAGCCGUCACCAGCUGACCCAAGUUCAGCAGUCUAUGGAUGGUGUCAUGGAUUAUCUACUUAACAACAUACCACUGAAUUGGCUGGUGGGACCUUUUGCCCCUCAGACCACUGAGAAGUCCGAGGGAGAUGUGGCGAUGGAGCAGAGUGGACCACACAACUAAACUUGAAGACGUGUGUGUUAAUGAGUCAGUGCAGUGACAAGACUAGUGUUUACUGUAGAUGGACCUUUUUAAAAAAACAUAUCUGCUUGCUUUAAUGAAAGAGGCCUUAAAUUUAGUUUUGUUUUCUUCAUGAUGCACUAAACUUGUACAUAUUAACUGAUAACGCCACAUUUGUGAUGUUGAAGUUAAGAUGGAAGGCUCUGAUCUGUGGCCUUAAGAGAAUUCACACAUUUGUGCACUUUAUUAUUUAUCCGGGAAAAGAAUUAUUUUUACAUCUGUUGAAGAUUACUCUAUACACAGCGUGUGCCCAUACUGGUGUUUGUAAGACUUUUUGUUUGUGCCUAAAAGGAACUUAAGGCAUUCCCAUAACUAAACUAAAUGUAUGUUGUGCUUGCCAAGGCCACUCUAGGGCUCCAGAUUUGUGGAGGGACUUGUGUGCGUCUUUAAUGACGUGGAGUUCAUGGUGUAUUCAUUAGUUUUUAGAUUUGCAAUUUUAAUGUCAGUAUUGUGUGUCUGGACCUUGAUGGGUUUAUGGAAGCAGCUAAUUAACUGUCAAUGAGCUGACAUGUGACAAUAAAAUAUUGACACACAA
Molecule: messenger RNA, 2046 nt
Organism: Micropterus dolomieu (smallmouth bass)
Lineage: Eukaryota; Metazoa; Chordata; Actinopteri; Centrarchiformes; Centrarchidae
Gene: plin3
Product: perilipin 3
Exons: 8
Coding region: 180-1454 (424 amino acids)
Biological process (GO): lipid storage; positive regulation of triglyceride storage
Cellular component (GO): lipid droplet; cytosol
Source: RefSeq, a predicted model, not a curated record